AUGUCGCCCGCCAGCCAUUCGGCGUCGCCGUUUGGCUACUACAACAGUGGCAGCAACAGCGUCGGGCCCUACGCAUCAUCAGCCUCCAGCCCGAUGGUCACUGCAGCGUCUGUCGCCGCGCUCGCUGCGACUGGCGGCUCCUCCAACAGCAGCAACAGCAGCAGCAGCAACAAUGCCAAUUCUGCCGAAGCAAGCGAUUUUGUCCUGGAUUCACACAAAAUCCACCCCUGCGUCAAUGGCCACGAGUGUCGCAAGGUCUACUGGGCGUGCUCGGGCUAUCACGGCGAACGCGACCGUCGCCGAGACUGGAACAAGUUCCAUUACCUGACCGAUCUGUGCCCUCGCGUCGAGCGCGAAGGCACUUGUCCAGACCGUGAUGCAUGCAAGUACUGUCACAACAUGUAUGAGCAGUUGUACCACCCGCAUCUGUACAAGUUCCGCUUUUGCAAGGAAUACCCAGUGCCUGGAUACUGCGCUCGCCGCAACUUUUGCGCAUUCGCCCACUCGGACGACGAGGUCCGCACAAAGUUACUCAAGGAAGAUAACUUUGCGGAUCGCCGAGAUUUUUUCAUGUAUGCCUACAAGACCUCGCUAUGCCCGCUGGUUCGCAAGCACGAGUGGUCUGCCUGUCACUAUGCCCACACUCCCAACGACCGCCGUCGUGACCCCCGGGAGAAGCAGUAUUCGCCUGAAUUGUGCACGCAAUGGGAGGCGAAGGGCGUGUGCGAGCGUGGCGACGAGUGCCCCUUUGCGCACGGCCUCAAGGAGCAACUUUACCACACGCUGCGUUACAAGACAGAGCUGUGCUCAGAGUAUGUCGCGCGCAAAGGUGACUCUUCAUGCCCUCGUGGCCAUUUGUGCGCGUACUAUCACGAGCCCUCGGAACGGCGCCAGCCUUCCAAUCCUCGCUCGCUCCCGGCGUUGCUUGCACCGACAUCUGGCGCCACGGCCGCUGCAGCCAUCCCACCCACCACUGUCACGUCGAUUGUCCCGAAUCACCACCAUCACCACUUUGCCGGCAGCCAACCAGUUGCUGGCGCUCCAGGUGCUGUUUCGAUUCUUUUACAAGCUGCUGCUGCUGCUGCUGCUUCCGGCAACUUGCAGCCUGGCUUGCUUCCGGCGCCAGACGCGGAUGCCACGCUGGACGGCCGUCGCGUGGAUCGGAAGGAGCGCAAGCGUGACAAGAAGACGAAAAAGCGACUGCCUGAAGAUGAGGCUGGUUUGGGCGGCAUGUAUUCCUCCAUGCACGCCAUGUCUGGGAAGCAGGCACCGCUGCCAAACCAGUACUCCGUCGGUCCCGCUGGCGACGAGUUGUCCCAAUUGGGCGAGUACGAUGCCAGCGGUGUCGUGGAAGGCCUGCUUGACGACAACGACGACGAAGAAACCGACUAUUUCGACGACUCGUUCAGCCGCUCGCGCUCGAGCUCGGAAAGGGGCCUGCCUGGCGUGCCGGCGACAGUUGUGGACGCGUUUGGCGCGUCCGCCAGCCAUAUGGAUCGCCGACGCUCGCUCGACCCAAACUUUUUCUCGUCGCUCGUUGUUGGCGCGCCUGUAGCAUCGCAGUCCCUUUUCUCCACCGCAACCUCGUCCGCCCGAUUGCCCACUCCAACCCAUGCCCAUCAGCAGCCGCUGGCCCCGCAGAGCUUUGUUGGCGGCCGCCAUCAGCGACUCCCUUCCCAGCCCGAGGAGCAGCCGUCUUCCCUCGGCUUUGGCGAAGUGCCGUCGUCGCUUGAUCUGCGUGUUGGCGAGCUGGCGACAAUGUCGCUUCUUGUCCAGUCGGAAAUGGACCGUCUCCAGGCUGUUCGCGACCUUGCACUCACGACCAACUGCAGCGCUUUGGUCGUGUGCUGCCGAGACGCGCGCCAAGUGAACGUUCUGCAGUCGGCCGUGAUGGACGCGUUUGCUGUCGCUGGUAGCCGACGUGCCGCCGUCUUUCACGCGCACGAGCUCAACACGCCAACGGAUUGCAAAGAGCAAAUGGACGCCUUCCAACGCGCUGUCGACGCCAUUUCGACUGGUGCCUCUUCGACCAUGGCUGUCUUUGUGACCAGCGUCAACUUUCCCCGCACCCUGGCGACCAUUCCGUUGCUCUUGGUCAGUUUCGAGCAUCCGUUUGGCAUGGAGCACUUGUUUGGCCCGCCCGGCCUCCUUCCGCGUACAGACGGCGGUCGGCAUGCUGUUCUUGUCCACGUGUUGGUGUCUGACAUUGCCACGGAGCUGGUUCUCGGCGAUGGCCGCGCAAACGGCAACGGAACGGUCGAGUUUGACGCUCUGCCCACGGCUUUGGCCUCGCUGUUCCCAUCGUUCGACACGACGUCGUCGUCGUCGUCGUCGUCUGGCUCUAGCGUCUCCGGCGCUGCUGGAACAAUCGCAACAGUUCCGCUCCUCGGUGUUUCGACCGUUCGCGAGCAGGUCCGACGCUUGAGUUCGCGGGUGGCGGAACCCGGUACGCACGCGACCGUCGUGCUCCGCUCGACCCGAGCUGCUCACAACGCCCCGCCGCUCCAGCAGCUGUCCUCUGCUCAGCUGCACCUGCGCAGCAAACUUGCUCUGCUCGACCCGUUGGACGUGACGCUCGACUUGAAGCGUGUUGCUGUGGCAUCGCUCGGUGCUGGCGGCUUGCUGGGUGUCGACUUUGGCGCCACGCUUGCCAACCAGUCGGAUGUGAAUGGUGCAUGUGUUUUGGCUGGCUGGCUUGACACACAACCUCAGUUGGCCGAGUCUGGCGCCGGCGAUUCGGCACCUUCAUGGCAACCCUGCUCGGUUCUCGUCCGUUCGCACCUCUCUCCCGCUCAAGCAGGCCAACAGCUGCGUCUGCUGCAUGCGUUGCGACGGGCCGACCGCCAGUUCAGUCUGCAGGCCGCUGCCGCCGUGCGUAUUCAGUACGAGUCUCGCCUCACCCCGCGCGAGUCGGAUCCGCAGCAAGGCGCCGUUCUUGCGGUCGGUCCUUCGUCGUGGGCCACCCUGGCAGAUGUCCUUUGCGGCAACGCCGACGCGCUGAUUUGGCCCAAUGCUGCGGCGCUCGUGACGGCGACGGUCGCGGCAGUCUCGAACGCGGGCUUGCAGGCACUGCAGAAUGACGCGCUCGCCCUCAAGCCUGCCGUGGCGUGCGCGCUUUGUCGCUCUCCCUUCCGUCAGCUGGACGGCAACUCGCGACCUGCGCGACUGGCCGACUUAACCCGUGGCUGCACACACGUCUUCCACCUGGACUGUCUGGCGCGUGCGACCGAGGCCGACCCCGCGUUCCAAUGCUUUUGCGAGCGUCUGUGGCAACCGAGCGUCCAGCCUGUCGUGGAUGCACUGAUCCUCUCUACUCAUGCUGGCUCUGGCGCCGCUGCCGCUUCCGUGCCCGGGGGAAGCGUGGACUUUGCCGCCACGGCUCUCGGCGUUUCGUUCGCCAAGGACAUUGUUCGCCGGCUCUUGCAUCUGGUCGAUUCGCUCAACGCUGAAUCUCACGCCUCGUUGCUUGGACAGCUGCCAGCAUCCCGUGUGCUGUUCACCGCAGCUGGAAGCGCCGAUUCUGCCGUUCUCGGCCGGCCGUGGUUUGACCUGACGAGCGCCACGUUUAGUGAUGACUUUUCAGCCGAAGGACGUAUCAUGGCCGAGGCCAGCGACGUUUCGGCUGCUGGGUGGAUUGCGGCAGCCGUCUUGGCUCGCGAUGCCUCCUUGGCCAACAGCACAGGCCAGCAUCCGACGUUGAUGGCGCAGAAGCGUGUCAAAGCUGGACACCUCGCCCAAGCGCUGCUUCGUUCUCGAGAGCUUGCGGCAGUUGAUUUCCUCGAGCAGCUUUUGCCCAGCGUCGCAGUGUGCUCUGUCGCGCAAGCGCAGGCCCAUCCGUUCCUGUGGACUGCCUCAACCACGCUUGCCUUUUUGGACGCGCUGGCGACGUUCGCCAUGGUGCAUACUGCAGCCCUGCAGCGCGAGAUUGGACGAUACAACACGCACCACCAUCUGCACCACCACCACGCGCUGAACGCCUCUCACCACCCCCGCGUGCGGGCAAUGGGUGCUUCCCCUGCAGCAUUCAUGCUCGAGUCUCUCCAACUCUCGGUGUCGAGCAGCAGUCCCUCCGGAGAUUGGCGCGAUUUGAUCGACCGCUCGCUGCUCAGAUGGCUCGAAGCCACUGGAGGCGCUGGCAGCCCAAACGGCUCUGGUGCCCACCACGAAGGACACGGUUUCCCGGAUUCGUCCAUUCUCGAUUUGCUCGUUUCCAUCCGACUCAUUCGUCGCGAUUUGGUGGACGUUGUGGCGCUUCUGGAAAGCCCGACUCCCUCGCGAAACGGCGCAACCACCGCAAAGCACGGCGGCGCAGGUGCUGCAAGUAGCACUGGCAAUGCUCCUGGAGAGCUGCAGCCGGUGCCGACCGAUGCCUGGCUGUGCCAACAAAUCCAGGCCUGGUUCCCGCGGCUCGUCAUGGACGGCUGCAAGCUGGUCCUCCGAAACGCUGACGCCGUUGUUCACUUCCACUCGCUGCCCGAGCUGGCGCACGUUUCCCGCUUCUUUGAGCGUGGCUGCUGGACGACCGCGGCCAUUGGCGAGACGUUUGCCGCGUCGUCAGCGUUUGACAGCUCUGCGUUGCACCGUAGCACUUCGCGAGGCUCGGUGCGUUCUGCCUUGGACGCGUUUUCGCCCACUGCCGCUGGAUCAGCAGUUGGCGCAGCGAUUGGCGUGCCCAGCCCUGCCCCAAUCGGCGGUAUGUCCUAUGCCAGCUCUGUGAUUGGAGGAACUCGGCAAAAGUAG
Capsaspora owczarzaki ATCC 30864 is the source of this 4740-nucleotide messenger RNA. RefSeq names its product zinc finger CCCH domain-containing protein 37. Gene Ontology annotation, molecular function: metal ion binding. The transcript is spliced from 2 exons. Bases 1 to 4740 code for a protein of 1579 amino acids. The record is from RefSeq and is a predicted model, not a curated record. Lineage: Eukaryota; Filasterea; Ministeriida; Capsasporidae.